Pelobates cultripes (western spadefoot toad) is the source of this 469-nucleotide messenger RNA. The record is from the annotation of a GenBank genome assembly. Lineage: Eukaryota; Metazoa; Chordata; Amphibia; Anura; Pelobatidae.
AUGCUGCAGCUCACACCGAAUGCUUACUGCAACCACUGCACUAACUGCAUGCUGGCCCUGCAGCUCACACCAAAUGCUUACUGCAACCACUGCACUAAUUGCAUGCUGGCCCUGCAGCCCACACCAAAUGCUUACUGCAACCACUGCACUAACUGUAUGCUGGGCCUGCACCUCACAUCGAAUACUUACUGCAACUACUGCACUAACUGCAUGCUGGCCCUGCACCUCACACCGAAUGCUUACUGCAACCACUGCACUAACUGCAUGCUGGCCCUGCACCUCGCACCGAAUGCUUACUGCAACCACUGCACUAACUUCAUGCUGGCCCUGCACCUCACACCGAAUACUUACUGCAACCACUGCACUAACUCCAUGCUCGGCCUGCACCUCACAUCGAAUACUUACUGCAACCCCUGCACUAACUGCAUGCUCUCCCUGCACCUCACACCGAAUACUUACUGCAACCACU